Molecule: messenger RNA, 2466 nt
Organism: Malassezia pachydermatis
Lineage: Eukaryota; Fungi; Basidiomycota; Malasseziomycetes; Malasseziales; Malasseziaceae
Product: bro1-domain-containing protein
Exons: 1
Coding region: 1-2466 (821 amino acids)
Biological process (GO): protein transport to vacuole involved in ubiquitin-dependent protein catabolic process via the multivesicular body sorting pathway
Cellular component (GO): endosome
Molecular function (GO): protein binding
Source: RefSeq, a predicted model, not a curated record
AUGCAAUCCCCGCUACUUGUCCUGCCUGUGAAGGACACACGCGAUGUCGACUUGACCAAGCCGCUGUCUGCCCUUAUUCGAACAAGUUACGAGCAGAAUCCGGCGACGUAUGCAGAGGAGCUCGCCCGAAUCCAACAAGCGCGAGAAGAUGCCGUGAGCGAUAAGAACAGUGAUACGAACAGUCGUGAUAUGCUUUUUCGCUACUUUCACAUGGUAGAGAUGCUGGAGCUUCGUUUUCCUGAUAUGAAAGCUACGUUUGUCUGGUUCGAUGCGUUUACGCAUACGGAAGUCACACAACAGACAUGGGCUUACGAGAAAGCAUGCAUCAUCUUUAACACUGCUGCUCGUGUAGCUUGCAUUGCGUCCCAGCAGAAUCGCCAUGAUAGCAGCGCAGAUGCCCUUAAGCGAGCGUACGCUGGCUACCGACAAGCAGCCGGUCUGCUGGAUUAUAUCAAAGACAAUUUUCUGUAUGCGCCCAGUGAUGACUUAAAGGGGCCUACCUUACAGUCCCUACGCACACUCAUGCUCGUCCAAGCCGCAGAAAUCUUCUUGGAGAAAACGAUCCACGAUGGCAAGGGCGAUGCGCUCAUUGCUAAGCUAGCAAGUCAUGUGGCCGCGACCUACGGUGCCUUGGCCAUCGAGUGGGCCGACGAGACAUGUACGUGGCGCACACCUAUCAUGUGGGGCCAGUUGGUCCGUUGCAAAGCGGAGUAUUUCACAGCGAUGACACAAUACCACCGCGCCAAGGCAGACAAUGCCGCGGGCCAGCAUGCCUCCGCCCUGGCACGCUUCCGUCUAGCUGAUGCCAAAGCCCGCAGUGCAGCUAGUAUGACCAGCUUUGAAACCUGGAUGGUAGCUGCCCAUCUCCGUGAAACACUCACCAGUGAGGCCACAUCAAUGAUGCGCAAUCUCACACAGGCACAGUGCACGGCCACAGCCGAGGCCUUACGUGAGGCGGAGCGCGACAAUGACUUGGUAUACCAUGAGCGUGCCCCAGCCGCCGAGUCCUUAGCGCCCAUUGACCAAACGUCUGUGGCCACACCGAUUGCUAUUCGCGAACUCUUCUCCCAUCCAGACGUCCAAAAGAUGUUAGGGGCAGAUAUUCUGCAAGGUUUGGUGCCGCUCAGUGUGCUAGAAAGCGCCUCGAUGUACUCUGAAGAGCAAGCCAAGCUCGUUCGUGCUGAAGCAGCCAAGUUGCAAGACGGAGAGGAUGCAAUGCUACGGGCACUUUCGACACUGCAAUUGCCAGAGUGCUUGGAUAGGUACGCUGGCCUGGAAGGUCAUCAUCCUCCACCUACAUGUGUACCGUCCCACCGCAUCUCCGAUCUAGCCUCGGACUUGCAGGUUGGUGAUGUAUGCACCCGGAUGGAUCGGGAGGUAGCGGCGCUGUCCCGUCCUGUCGACAAGGUGCGUGAAGCCUUGGAAUGCGCUCGGUCCCUGCUCGAUAUCGAUGCACGGGAAUGUGAGCAUGCCCGUGUACAGUUCGGCGCGCAGUACACGCAACUCCCUACGGCCAGCGCUGGGCGCACGCUACGAAGGGAUAUUCAGGCAGCUCAGGAUGCUUUGGCCUCAGCGCAGGACAAGGAUCAAGCGAUCCAACAUCUGUGGCAGCAGGUGCAGUCGGACGUAGCGCUGCUUUCGCGUGGGCCUAACGCGGUGCAGACGGCGUACAAAGAGGCUGUGCAGGCUCGAGCCUCCCAGUCCCAACAAACACUGAUUGAUGCGGAUGUUGCAGACGCAGCGCCGGCGCGUGCCCUCUUGCAGCAGAUCCGGACGGAUGUGAAAGCUUUGCAACACAUGCCAUCGGAGCGCGAAGCAAUGUUGCAGGAGCUCAAGCAACAAGUACGCCAAGACGAUAUCUCACGAACACUCCUACUCAACCGGCGUGUGAAAAACAUUGAGCCGACCCUCUUCGCUCAGGAGCUCAAUAAGUACGCGCCACUUCGGCAGCGGAUGGACGAUCAUCUGGCCCUGCAACAGAAACGCAUUGAAGCGCUGACCGACGCGCUGGAUCGGCUGAGUAUGCACCCAGGAGCGGCCGAUGUACGUCGCACGUGGGAUGCGACGCACAGCACCGCCCAGGAAUGGGAUGCGCGUUUGUUACGGGCGUACGAUGCUUAUGUCGAAGUCCAAUCAGGCAUGUAUCAGGCUCAGAAUUUUUAUACCAGUGCCGCGCAUACCAGUGAGCAACUGAGCCACCAGGCAGAAACCUUCUUGGCAGAGCGUCGAGCAGAGCGCGCGCCAUGGCGCAGUACAUCGAUGACAACGAGCUACACACCAAGUUCUACUUCUUCCACGACGCUAGCGGAAGAUCUGGCUGCACUGCAUAUGGGUUCACGAGCGCACUCUACGUCGUCAGCCCCCACACCCCCAUCAUGGCCAGCCCCCUCCAAUACCUAUGCGCCGCGCUUUGCGUCCUCGUCCUCGUCUCAACCUGCGCCCCCACCUCGUCCGCCCCGUGUAUAG